Molecule: messenger RNA, 2388 nt
Organism: Lodderomyces margitis
Lineage: Eukaryota; Fungi; Ascomycota; Pichiomycetes; Serinales; Debaryomycetaceae
Gene: HAK1
Product: Hak1p
Exons: 1
Coding region: 1-2388 (795 amino acids)
Biological process (GO): potassium ion transmembrane transport
Cellular component (GO): membrane
Molecular function (GO): potassium ion transmembrane transporter activity
Source: RefSeq, a predicted model, not a curated record
AUGUCAACUGCAAAAGGAGAAUUCGAUACAUCCAUGAAUCAAUCGGUAAACACUGAUGAAAUCUAUCAGGAAGUCAAUAGUGAAUACAAUGAUGAAGAGUCAUCUAUCGAUUCAUCAUCUGAGCCACCGCAACAACAAGCUCCUCCUCAUGCAAAACAACGUUCAUGGCGAGAAAUCUUCUUGUUAUCUUUCUCCUCAUUAGGUGCAAUAUACGGUGAUUUAGGUACAUCGCCAUUAUACACCAUGAAUUCAAUCAAGUAUUCACAAUCACCGCCAGAUAAAGAUGAUGUUUAUGGUGCUGUCUCCAUUAUCUUUUAUGUCUUCACCAUCAUCGUCAUUUUUAAAUAUGUUUGCAUUGUAUUGGUUUUUGGACCCAAUAAUGGUGAAGGUGGCCAAGUUGCUAUCUAUGCCAAGAUUGCUCGAUUUUUGAAGAUUGGUCCAAAGGGUGUCAUCAUUCCUGGUGGUGAGAAAAGUGGAGGUGCUGAUGGUGCUGAUGGUGAUGAUUUGCUGGAUUUGAAAGUUCUUGUCAGACAAGAUACCUCAAUGUCAACUGACACUAUCCAUUCAAGAAUUGAACAGAUCAAACAGCACCCGAUUAUAAUCAAGGCAAUAAAAACAUUUAUUCUUGGUGCUUGUUUCUUUGGUUGUUCGUUGGUCAUGUCGGAUGGUUUAUUGACUCCAACUACUUCAGUGCUAAGUGCAAUUGGCGGUAUUCAAAUUGCUGUACCCAGUUUCAACAACGUCCUUGCUGUCUCUGAAGUCAUCUUGGUUGUGCUUUUUUUCAUUCAACGUUUUGGAUCAACAAAGAUUAGUUUUACAUUUGCUCCAAUUGUUUGCAUUUGGUUUUUUGGAUUAAUCAUUUGUGGUAUUUACAACAUUGUUGUUCACCACCCAGGUAUCUUUGCUGCAUUAUCUCCUUACUAUGCCAUCAGAAUAUUGCGCAAUGGUGGUAUUGACGUAUUUGGUGGAGCUAUGUUGGCCAUCACAGGUACCGAAGCAAUGUUUGCUGAUAUUGGUCAUUUUGGUAAACUUCCCAUUCAAUUGACAUUGAGCUUCUUUGUUUAUCCAGCAUUGAUACUAUGCUACUUGGGCCAGGGGGCAUACUUGGUAAAACACCCCGAUGCUGUUGUCAACCCAUUUUUCAUUUCAUUACCUGGCGGUACCGGAUCUCCUGCAUACUGGAUCAUGUUUGUGCUUUCCACUUUAACCAGUAUUAUUGCAUCACAAGCAUUGAUACUUUCCGUGUUUAGCAUCACUUCCCAAUUGAUUAAUCUCGAUUGUUUCCCCAAAUUGAGAGUUGUUCAUGUAUCGCACCAUUAUGCUGGUAAGGUAUACAUCCCUGCUGUCAAUUGGUUGUUGAUGAUCGGUGUUGUGGCUACUGCUGCCGGGUUCCAAAAUAGUAAUAAUGUCACUGCCGCUUACGGAUUGGGUAUUUCACUUGACUUGAUUGUCACGUCGUCCUUGAUUAUCCUUUGCUUGUUUUAUGUUUACAAUACCAACAUCAUAUGGCCUAUUGUAUUUGGGUUAAUCUUCAUCCCCUUGGAAGCUUGUUUAGUUAUUGCCAAUUUGAAAAAAGUACCGCAUGGUGCGUGGUUCCCCUUAAUGAUGGCGGUGUUGUUUGGUACAUUCCUCACAAUUUGGCGAUGGGCAAGAUCAAAAAAAGUGAAUCAAGAGUUGCGUCAACAGGUCAAAAUCGGUGAUUUGUAUCCAUAUUUUCAAGCCAAAUCGGUCACCGUUGAUCUCGGUAAUGUGCAGGUUGAUUUAGGUAGUGAAGAUGCAAGAGGUAGGCCAAGGGAAAGGGUCAUUGUUAACCCACAACCCAAGAACCAAGUGGUGACCAAAUAUGGACCCCAGGUUUUGCAAAAACACCUUGGUGUCGGAUUCAUGUAUGUCAACUCAUUACUCACCAACAGCCCCAACACAUUGCCGCAAUUAUAUGCCAAAAUUGUUCAGCAUUUCGCAUCGAUUCCCAACAGCUUGGUGUUUGUUGGAGUCCGUGUACUUUCCAUUCCCUAUAUCGGUGAGCAGCAGCAACGUUUUGUUCUAGUGCCAAUGAAAUUACCAGGUCAUUACAAGUGUAUUGUACGGUUUGGAUUCAUGGAAGAAGUUCAAAUGAGUCAGGGGUUGAUCGAUUCAAUCGUUGACAAGAUACCGGGAACUACAGAAGCAAUACCUGUAAUGCAUUUCUAUGAAAACGAUGUAAUCCAUUGCCGUGAUUUUGAGCGUGGUGAUUCGUGGGUGAUUAAUGCAAUGUUGAAGGUGAAGUACGCAGUGAGAAAAGUUGUUGUCAACUAUUUUUUCAACCCUUUGGUUCAGCUAACUCAGGAGUAUGAUGACGGAAAUGAUAAGGUGGAAAGAAUUUUGAUUGGUGGUAUAGCCAGGAUAUAG